AUGAUCAAUCAAGUCUGUGAUUAUCAUCCUGAACAAAGAAUUACUAUUUUGUGUUUAUACAAUUCAUGUUCAGAGGAUCGUCUAGGAUGCUAGAAGUGUCUUCUCUCAUUGCACAAGUCACACAUCAAAAGUUGUGUUUUGAUAUCAGAAAUCUAAAAGAAAUAAAAUUGCGUCGAAUUAUUUGCUAAUACUCAAAAUGAGUAAUAAAUUAUCAAGUUUUCAGAGGAUGAAUUAGUUCAUAAGGACAAACUCAAUAAAAUCACAACUCAAUUGCAAUAAUCUUUAAAAGGAUAUCUAAAGCAAAUCAAAUUGGAUCUUUUGGAGCAAGAAUCCAAACAAAAAACAAUUUAAAUGAAGCAUAAUAAAGAAAUCUUAAAUUCUUACUUCAAUUCUUACGAGUUUGAGAAAUUAAAGGAGUAAUUAACCAAAUUCAAAACUGGUUAAUCAACAGAAGAACAAAUAAAUGAUUUUAUAUCUCAAAUAAUAAAGGAUAGACAAAAUUUAUAGAAUGUUUGCCAGAAUCAAUUAGUCCAGGGAUCCAAACAGAAUGGAUUGACCUUAGAAUUUAAGGAUAUGGUGGUGACAGAAGUCUGCAAUUCAUUGGAGUCUAUCAAAAACUUUAUGAGAAAGGAUGAUUCAAUCUUUUUCUAUAAAUCCCAACUAUCACAAGAAGAAGAUGCCAAUAUCCAAGAGACUAUUAAGGGGAAAUAGUUUAUAUUCAAUGAUUAAGAUGAAGUGCAAUUGAUUUAUGGAUCAUGCACACUCUCAAAAGGAAUUUAUGAAUUCCAAAUUGCUAUCGAAUAUCUACAAAGUGAGUAGUAGAAACAAGAGGAGUAAUAGGAGGGACUGGCAUCCAUUGUGAAUAAUUCCCCUCAAUUGUAUAAUCCUUACUCUUAACAUACUAUUGGUGGACACAUCAGCAAUUCUGGGAUAUUUACACAAUAGGAAUAUCAACACUUGCAUAGAGUUUACAUCGGAGUAGUGGAGGAUUUGGUAAAGGAUCAAAUGGCCACCUAUUCCAUAAUGUAUCAGACACAGUAGUGUUGUGCUGUCGACAUUGUGAGAGGAGCAGCCAUCGGAUCAUUUCAUAUGAAACAAUAAUUAGGCGAAAAGAUAGAACCAAUCUAGUCUUUGUUUCAUAAAAAUAUGAAGAAGGGAUUGGUUCUGGCAUUCAAAAUCAAUUUAGAUGAAAACAAACUCAUUUUGACAGAUAGUGAAGGCAAAACUAGGUAUGAAGGACAAUUGUACACCAUGACAGGAGACAAUAUUAAACCUUAUAUCUUAAUUUACAAGAGCAAUGUUAAAGUAACGAUUAAUUGAGUUUAAAAAUAUUUUUUA
Molecule: messenger RNA, 1338 nt
Organism: Paramecium tetraurelia
Lineage: Eukaryota; Ciliophora; Oligohymenophorea; Peniculida; Parameciidae
Exons: 5
Source: RefSeq, a predicted model, not a curated record